AAACCACUGAAAGUCUAGCGAUGUACGUGUGAGCCUUUGGCCUGGAAAUAUAUAUAUAUAUAUAUAUAUUGUGACAGUGUGGCGAUCUGUCAUGCUGCGAUUCUCAACAAAGCAGGUUAAGGGGCUCCAGGGUACUUGUUUGAUGCAGAGGAAAGUGAUUUUUCACUUUCCUCAUUUGUUUGUAAAGUCCAUUUUGGGACCUGGAGCCUGGAGAUCUCAAAGUGAUUUGGGAGGGAUGAAAUCUCCAAUCCUGGGACCAAGUUUUGGGAAUGGCCAGGAGACUGAUUGGUCAGGUGUGUGUGAGUCUCUUCUAGAGUCGGGACCAGGGUUCUGGUCUCCACCCUCCCGAGGAGUCUAUGUGGGUGCAAGGGAGCAGCCACAGGUGUGCAUGGUGGCACAGCAUAGUCUGAGAGCAGAC
Staurois parvus is the source of this 418-nucleotide messenger RNA. NCBI's taxonomy places the organism in Eukaryota, Metazoa, Chordata, Amphibia, Anura, Ranidae. The record is from the annotation of a GenBank genome assembly.